AUGGAGAACCCGCUGAUUUCGUCGCAGAAGUCCUCGGACUCUGGACUUCAGGCAGUUCUGCAUCCGCUGGUCCUCCUCACAAUAUCCGAUUACAUCACACGCCACACCCUGCGAGACCAGCAGGGACCGAUUGUGGGAGCUUUACUGGGACAACAAAACGGACGCGAGAUCACCAUUGAGCAUGCCUUUGAAUGUGCCACAAUUGCGCAGAACAGAGAAGUCAUCAUGGACCCCAUAUGGUUUGGACAAAGAUUGGACCAAAUGAAAACCAUUCACAAGUCUCCCCAGCUCGAUCUCGUCGGCUGGUACACAGUCCUCCCAAAGAGCGGCCCCACUCCAGCAAUAUUACCUAUCCAUCACUGGAUCCUCUCCGAGCACAACGAGUCCUCUAUGCUGCUGGCCGUUCAUCCGGAAGAAGCCGUGGAUCCCUCAGUGGGAAGCAAGCUACCUUUGACCAUAUACGAAACCAACUAUGAAGCAGAUGAGCCAAAGGUCGACCAGGGUGAAGACAAGGAGAUGAGAGAUGCCGAGCCUCCGCUAAAACUAAAGUUCAGAGAGCUCUCGUACUCGGUAGAGACGGGGGAGGCAGAGAUGAUUAGCAUGGACUUCGUGGCCCGCGGUGCAGGCAAUGCAACAGCCGUUGAGUCGAGAGGCCAGAAGAAAACCGCAGCCAAGAGCAAAGCUGCCGACGCAAAAUCCAAGGGUAAACAGCGUCUCGGUUCUCCUGGCAACAAGGAGGCCGCGACUGCCACUGAAGCUGAUGAGCUUAUGCUUUCUAGGGAGGAUGAAGAGCUGAUUGCGGCGUUGACAGCAAAAGCCAAUUCAGUGAAGAUGUUGCAAUCUCGGAUCAAGCUUCUCAUCACAUACCUGCAGCGACUACCGCCCUCAGGAUUGUCUGGGGUCGAUCCUUCAUCGGUCGCGGAUCAGGCGGCAGAUCCGCACACCAUCCCAUCCCACACGAUCUUGAGAUCCAUCCAAGCCUUGGUCAACCGCCUAGCACUGCUUGUGCCAUCGGCAACAGCAGAUUUCGAGCAGGAAAUGCUCAGUGAAGCCAAUGAUGUGCAUCUCAUGUCUUUGCUGAACCAGGUGAUGCAGAGUGUCACCGAGGUUCGCGACAUUGGCAAGAAGCAUGUUGUGGUAGAGGCUGCUCGAAGUCAGAACAAGAAAAAUAUACUGCCGGACAUUGUUGGCGGCAGCGGCAGUUUCAAUUUGCCAGGUGCUGGGGAUCUCUCCAUCUAG
Pseudomassariella vexata is the source of this 1239-nucleotide messenger RNA. Its product is annotated as COP9 signalosome-like protein subunit 6. Gene Ontology annotation, biological process: protein deneddylation. The transcript has 2 exons. Bases 1 to 1239 code for a protein of 412 amino acids. Gene Ontology annotation, molecular function: protein binding; metallopeptidase activity. NCBI's taxonomy places the organism in Eukaryota, Fungi, Ascomycota, Sordariomycetes, Amphisphaeriales, Pseudomassariaceae. Gene Ontology annotation, cellular component: COP9 signalosome. The record is from RefSeq and is a predicted model, not a curated record.